Molecule: messenger RNA, 4917 nt
Organism: Podospora bellae-mahoneyi
Lineage: Eukaryota; Fungi; Ascomycota; Sordariomycetes; Sordariales; Podosporaceae
Exons: 2
Coding region: 1-4917 (1638 amino acids)
Biological process (GO): mismatch repair; base-excision repair
Cellular component (GO): nucleus
Molecular function (GO): adenine/guanine mispair binding; 4 iron, 4 sulfur cluster binding; purine-specific mismatch base pair DNA N-glycosylase activity
Source: RefSeq, a predicted model, not a curated record
AUGGCACGCCGGAAAAGCGCUCGUAUUGCAGCACAAGAGCCAAAACCGCCAAACCCGUACGGGCCACACAAUGGUGAUUCAGAAGACGCCGCUGGGCUGAUGUCAGCUUCUCAACCCUCAUCGCCGGAUUCCGCAUCCUCUGCGUCCGACCCAGAUCCUGAACCUCGACCGGCAAAGCGCCGCAAGGUGACAAAACAUACCCCAAACACGACAACAAGAUCACCGACAAAAUACUCCAAAUCCAACUCCCUUCUUCUCGUCCAGUCUAUCUUUACUUCAGCACCCCACGAUGGCCGCGCCCUUCCUCUCCGCCCACACCCGCCCUCCUACCACCAACCCCUCCUCCUAUCCUCGCCAUCCGCCCAAGCCUCCCUCCUGAAGUGGUUUCAAAAAGAACAAACGAUCCGCCUCAUGCCGUGGCGCAAACCCUUCCUCACGAACCCCUCCCGCGCCGACCUUUCCCGUCGAGCCUACGAAGUCUGGAUCUCCGAGAUCAUGCUCCAACAAACCCGCGUUGCGACGGUAAUAGCAUACUGGAACAAGUGGAUGACAAAGUGGCCUACGAUCGAAGACCUAGCACAGGCAACAGAGGAAGAGGUGGUCAAUAUGUGGACUGGGCUGGGGUAUUACUCUCGGGCGAGGAGGAUACAUGCCGGGGCACAAAAGGUUGUCGCCGAGAUGCAGGGGCUGCUGCCGGAUACGGUGGAGGGGCUUAUGAAGCAUGUUCCCGGAGUGGGAAGGUAUACUGCUGGGGCGAUAUCGGCUAUUGUGUUUGGCGAGGCGGAACCGAUGGUCGAUGGGAAUGUUAUGAGGGUGUUGUCGAGGCAGAUGGGACUGAUGGGAGAUGUGAAAGGGGACAAGAGGGUGGUAGACGUGCUUUGGGAGGCGGCGGAUAGGUUGGUGAAGGUUGUUGCUGAGGCUGAUGGGGAAGAGGGCGAGAAGCCGGGGCUAUGGGGACAGGCGUUGAUGGAGCUGGGGAGCACGAUCUGUACACCAAAGCCUCAAUGUGGAAAAUGCCCGGUGACGGAAAGCUGUAUGGCUUACGCCGAGGGUGUGGCUCUGGCCUCAGGCCUCAAGCAGGCCGUUCCCGAUAUUGAGGAUGGCAUUGCUUGUGUGUUUUGUGAACUUGUGGAGGAAGAUGCCAUGGAAGCGAGCUCGCAGGCUACGGAAAAGAAGGGGAGGCAGCAAACCUCCAAGUUCUUCGAGGCGUUCCAAGCAAGUUCCAUGAAGGAAAAGGAUGUUGCUAGCAGAACGCCCUCGUCCCAAGAGUUGAAUACCAUCAUCUCCCAUGCCCAGAGGUUUCCCCUGAAGAAACCCAAGAAGCAGGUCAGAGAGGAAGAAGCUCUUGUUUGCGCCAUUCGUCGCGUAUCAGACGGACAGUACCUCAUCAGUCGCCGGCCAGACAAGGGGCUGUUGGCUGGAUUGUGGGAGUUUCCCAGCUACAUAUUGCCCGCCUCCAAUGACAGCACUACCAAAAGCCGGAAAAAGCAGGCAUUGGACUACGCGUCUAGUCUGGUCGAAUCAAAAGACGGAUACCGUGGAGAACUAGGCACUGUCCCUUGGUUAUUUUCACAUCUGAGGCUCGCCAUGCACGUUCAGCUGUUUGAACUGGACGAUUCAGGCAGAAGCCUCCGAACACUGCCCCUGGAAUCGAACUAUCGAUGGGUGUCCAGCGAUGAGAUUGAAUCAGAGUCCAUGGGGACUGCCCUCAACUGGCACCAUCGAGUCUCCUGCAACAUCAAGACACUUGAGUUGAGACUUUGGAGUAAGAAAAUGGACCAACCCAAAGACCGGCGACGCCUCAAGUUGGAGCCGUCGAAGCUCGGACCCAGCGCCAACAAUGAUGCGAGCCCCCCAAAGACGCCGGACACAGAAGAAAACAAGCCCAAAGAGACCCCCGUAUCCGUAUCCCAGCCUGAUCUAAGCACACAACACGAAACAGUGGAAAGCGAGGAGUUCAAGCGCCCCAAUCUUGGACUUGGACCUUCCCACGAAGCCCAGGUUGAGGAACGUAGUCUUGAGCGAGAAGCGCAGGAGAAGCAGAGGGAUCAACCAGAUGACGACAACGAAUGCAAAGAAAACCCCAUGUCGGAUGAAAACCGGGAGUUGAUUGAUGUGUGGAUGCAAACCGAGGAUGAAGCGAGAGCCGAGGAAGAGGACAACGUGAUGACUCGAGACAACUACGAGGCCAACUUUAAGGAAGAAGUGGCGCUACACAACCUGUACAAACAUCACUAUUUUGACGAACAGUGGCUGCUGUACUCGAAAGAGACAUCAAAAGACCGCAAAGACGAAGAUUGGUUCAUUCAUUCACCAACCGUGCUGGAGGCAACCGACCCGCAGUACCUUUGCGACAUGUGCCGACACGUCAACUUCACCGUCCUAUUUACGCAUCGCAAUCUGAAGCCUCAGGGGAACAAGGAUCCAUCCACUGCUUGCAUCGAGUUGUAUGGACUGUCGAGAGUUCUCAACGAGAAAUCUACGUGUUCAUUUUGCAACCUGGUGCGAGAAGCCAUUGAGCAACAAUGCACUGCUGAAGAACUCGCAAAGGCGAGGCAGACAAAGGCGGGCAAGAUAUCAAUCGACAUUCUUGAUGAUGGGCCAGAUUGCGCCCUGCGGUUGGAGGUUGGCUUCAGCCACUUGGCGAAGAAAGUAAUUAUGCAGAGGAUGACAUCCGAGGAUGAGCCCUUUGCACUUCAAGGGCUUCCAGUACGCAAGGACGCCGCAAAUAUCCCACGGCUGUGCAACUGGAUCCGCACUUGCGAAGGCAGCCAUCCCAAGCUCCACAGGUCCAUUCACGCAUUCUCGCCCGAAAUGGAGACGCUGCGAGUCAUCGACGUUGAUGAAGGCUGUCUCGUAACAGUGCCCACGCCGUGUCGCUAUGCUUGCCUUUCCUAUGUCUGGGGGAAGAAUGCAACAAGUCUCGUCCAUUUGACACUGGAAACAAAGGCAACCCUCGAAAGCCCAGGAAUCUUCAGCAACGGAUCAAUCGUCAUCAGCCAGACCUAUCUGGACGCCAUCAAGGUUACCAGGGAUAUUGGACUGCGUUACCUGUGGAUUGACGCUCUCUGCAUUGUGCAAGACGACGAUGCUGAAAAGGCAAUUAUUGUCUCGCAAAUGGCUGCUGUGUAUGGCAACGCCGUCAUCAACAUCGUUGCCUCCACCAACUUCAGCCCUGAUGGCGGACUUCCGGGGGUGGGUAGCACGCCACGGGCACGAUCCCAGGUAGUUAAACAAAUCCAAGGGCUGUCUGUUGGCGCUGUGUUUCAUGACGCCCGUCAGCCAUACCACGAGAUUGAAGACGCCAUCUGGAAUUCUCGUGCUUGGACAUUCCAGGAGCGUCACCUGUCCCAACGCACCGUGUACUUUACGGCUUCUCAGCUCUAUUUUACCUGCCCCCAUGGGACUGCGUGCGAAGACACAGUUCGCAAUUCGACACGGGACCUCAAGCCAACGGUGCCUGUAGAUCGGCCAAAGUUUGAAGAAGCCAUAUAUCCCCUAAUGUUCUACAUUUGGUCCGACCCGACCCAGACAGAAUUCCCCAACAAGCGCUUCAAGUUAGCUGGUACGGGCACAGAAUCUGACACCCUGGUAUCUACUCGGGAAGAACUGCCUACUCCAACCUAUAGAGCAAUGCCCGUGGCAGCUUACCGGAGCGGCACUCUUCCCAUGGAAGGGGAGACGCUCUGGAAGACAUAUCGGGAGGCUGUCAACAUGUACACCAAGCGCAAAAUGACGUGGCAGAGCGAUGCCAUCAACGCAUUCCAGGGCGUCACUGAUCUCAUUUCUCAGGGGGUGAACACCACCUUCUGGUACGGCAUACCCGAGUUUGCCUUUGAUCAGGCUCUCUUGUGGUACCCCCAGGAGCCUCUCACCCGCCGGACCUAUUUGGGAGCCGCCCCGUCCUGGAGCUGGGCUGGAUGGGAAGGGCACACAAAGUAUCGCGGCCGGGGCUGGCACAAUGCCAUUGCUGUGGCACCCUUCAACGUCGUCCACUGGCUUACACAUCCGUCUAGUAUCGGCACUGUUGUACGGUAUCUUGUCGCCCGCGGAGAUAGCCCAGAGCGUGUGGCAAAAAUUGUUCAGGCAGCCAAAGAGCAGCCUAAAUCCUUGAAUUCCUGGGUUCAUGCCUUCUUGUAUCAGCUGGAGGACCUUGACGACGGUUGGAAGGACGAAAAGGACACCUCGCGCAACGAGCUCUACUUCUCCCAUCCCGCCUACCCGGGCCUCCGCUUUACAUACCCCAUCAACUUGCCGGGAAAACCGUUGCUACCACGACAUUUACCGGACGGGACACUUCCCUUCACCGCUCGCUCAGUCGAAGCGCGCUUCACCGACAUGUCCACAACCGCUCACAAGUCGAUACCUGUCGAAGACGAGUUUCUGCAGAUUGGCCUCAACGAUGCGGGCAAAUAUGGGUCAGGCUCUCGCCGACCGUGGGAGUUUGCUGUCUACCAUCAAGGAUACCGCGCCGGGUUCUUGUCUCUCAACGUCCCCCUUUCGUCCAUCGACCGUGCGUCGGCUUCGUACAGGCUGGUGGCCAUGUCGAGAGACAUGGUGCCACAAAUCGCCCCGCCGCCGUGUGGAUGGGACCUUUACUGGAACCUGAACCCACGGCGAAUGCAGGACAGUGUCUUCUUCGAUGAGGAAUGGGGACGGCCUGAAGAAAGGAGAAAGUGGACGGUGUUUACUGACUCGGAGCCGGGGAGGGGGCCAGGCAGGGAGAAUGGGGAUCCGCGCUGGGACCUCGGGCGCUAUGAAACACCGGCUAUAAAUGAUGUGUACAAUGUCUUGUUGUUGGAGAACAAGACUGGCGAGAAUGGGGAGUGGUGGGAGGAGAGGAUUGGGGUUGGGAAGAUUCAUGUCGGGGCAUUCUGGAUAGCAAGGCCCGUCAUUGAGAAGUUUGCUCUGAGGUAG